Molecule: messenger RNA, 1600 nt
Organism: Anthonomus grandis grandis
Lineage: Eukaryota; Metazoa; Arthropoda; Insecta; Coleoptera; Curculionidae
Gene: Rad17
Product: cell cycle checkpoint protein RAD17
Exons: 8
Coding region: 130-1557 (475 amino acids)
Biological process (GO): mitotic DNA replication checkpoint signaling; DNA repair; DNA damage checkpoint signaling
Molecular function (GO): chromatin binding
Source: RefSeq, a predicted model, not a curated record
GUUAACGUUCAAAUGUGGAUGUAAACAAUAACAUUCCAGAAGAUAAUUAGAAAAUAAGAGAAACCAGUAUUUAAAUAUUAUAUUUAGAAUUUAUAAUAUUUUGGAUAAAAAUUGGUACUUUGAUUUAAUAUGUCCAAGAAAUUCACUAAGUGGAAAUCAUUUGAUUUUGGCCCAGAAACCAGUGUGGACGAAGGUAGAUCCUUAAAAAAAAAGCGAAAAAGUUUCGAUAAUACCUCAAACGCAAGUAGAGCUUCUCCAAGAACCAGUUUCGCCAGAAACAAUUCAAAUAUAGACUUCUUUAAACUCAUAGAACCCAAAACACCUUCAGAUCUGAUGAUACAUUCAAAGAAAGUGCAAGAAGUCGAAGGAUGGUUGAAGCAUGUCAUAGAACAGAAACAAAGGUUAAAGACAGAGUUUUGCUUACUCACCGGCCCCACAGGUAGCGGUAAAACCUGCACCAUACAAACCUUGUGUAAAACAAUGGGAGUAGAAGUGGCGGAAUGGACAAAUCCCGUGGAUAUUGAUUAUGAAAUCUUGAGGGGACCAGGUCAGGUCACGAAAUUUUUAGAUUUUUUUACUGAAUCAAAGUAUUGCUCUCUAUUAAGCAAAAAUGAUGGCAAAAAAGUGAUAAUAGUCAAAGAUUUUCCCAAUGUUUUCGUGAGAAACCCAAUGGAGUUUCAUAACAUUUUAGAGGAUAUAAGCUAUAAGGCGACCCAUCCAGUAGUGUUUAUAUGCACAGAUUCAAACAGCAAUGAAACUAACUUGCAAAGGCAUCUGUUUCCUGAAGAAGUAUUAUUGAAAAAUGCCAUUUCUCAUUUUGUAUUUAAUGCUUGUGCCCAAACACUCUUAAAAAAAGGAUUGAAAAGAGCUGUAAGCAUUUUAGAACUAUACCCAGAUACUUUCAAGACACCCAGUAUUAAUACAAUCGAGGCAAUUCUUGUAUCAUCCAUGGGUGACAUAAGAUGCGCCUUGAACCAACUUUAUUUGGCCAGUGUUGUAGGAAAAAAGGAUUUACCAUUGGUCACAAGGAAAUUUGAUAGUGCCACAACAAAAAAGAGACGCCAUGAAACUGUUAAAACCGUUAAGCAUAUGGUCAAGGAUGAAACAUUGGGGCUUUUUCAUGGUCUCGGAAGGGUAUUAAACCCUAAAAGGAGACAAGAGGGAACCUCUUGGCGCUUAAACUGUGACCUACAAAGGCUAGUGGACGAAUUUAGCAUUCAACCGUUGAAAUUCACCGAGUUCCUUUUUGAAAACUACGCGAAAUACUUCGGAAGUCUAGAGGAGGCCCAAAAAGCAUCCGAAAUGCUCAGUUUGUCCUCGCAACUGAUGGAAAAUUGGAGUAACCACGAAACCCUCGUUUUAGCUUUGUGGAUUUCGGUACUCGGCUGUAUGAUUUUCAACGAGCACAAAGUGAGCAAGUGGAAUCAGAUUAAAGGACCGAAGAAACUUGCCAAAGUGUGCUCGAGUGAUGAUGGUUUGUUUGUGCACCCCACUGAUCGAUAUUACUAUAAUCUCAUCAGCAAAACAGAGAAAUACUAUACCUUUAAAAAUUGUUAAUCAUUUCCGCUUUUGUUUCAAAUAAACGAUCAUUGUGAAAGUA